AUGUCCCUGAAGAUCAAAGAAGAAGUGAAAAAGCAAUUCAACGCCGGCUUCUUAGCUGUUUCUCAUUACUCGGAAUGGGUUACCAACAUCGUGUCAGUCCCUAAAAAGGAUGGAAAGUUCAUCCAAUGGGAUGACAACUGUCAAGUGGCGUUCGAAAGGAUUAAGUGGUGCCUCAUGAAUCCUCCUAUGUUUGUGCCAUCGGUGCCUGGAAGACCCCUUAUCAUGUAUAUGAAUGUAUUGGAUGAGUUAAUGGGGUGUGCAUUGGGACAACAUGAUGAGUCCAGAAAAAGGGAACGUGUUGUCUACUACUUGAGCAAGAAGUUCAUAGCGUGUGAAAUGAACUACUCUUUGCUCAAAAGGACCUGCUAUGCCCUGGUGUGGGCAGCUCACCAUUUGAGAUAG
Glycine soja is the source of this 402-nucleotide messenger RNA. RefSeq lists its product as uncharacterized. The transcript is spliced from 2 exons. The record is from RefSeq and is a predicted model, not a curated record. The coding region runs from base 1 to 402 and encodes 133 amino acids. NCBI's taxonomy places the organism in Eukaryota, Viridiplantae, Streptophyta, Magnoliopsida, Fabales, Fabaceae.